ACAUUGCACGACUUCUUUUUUAGACCUUUCUCUAUAUUUUCAUAUUUUAUUUUUAGAGAAGUAUACCAACUUCAUCAUGAUUGAAGACAAUAAGGAGAACAAAGACCAUUCUUUAGAAAGGGGAAGAGCAACCCUCAUUUUUUCCUUAAAGAAUGAAGUUGGAGGCCUUAUAAAAGCCCUGAAAAUCUUCCAGGAGAAGCAUGUGAACCUGUUACAUAUCGAGUCCCGAAAAUCAAAGAGGAGAAGCUCAGAAUUUGAGAUUUUUAUUGACUGCGAUAUCAACAGAGAACAGCUGAAUGAUAUUUUUCAUCUGUUGAAGUCUCAUACUAAUGUUCUCUCUGUGAAUCCACUAGAUAAUUUCACUGUGAAGGAAGAUGAUAUGGAAACUGUUCCUUGGUUUCCAAAGAAGAUUUCUGACCUGGACCAUUGUGCCAACAGAGUUCUGAUGUAUGGAUCUGAACUAGAUGCGGACCAUCCUGGCUUCAAAGACAAUGUCUAUCGUAAAAGACGAAAGUAUUUUGCAGACUUGGCUAUGAACUAUAAACAUGGAGACCUCAUUCCUAAGGUUGAAUUCACUGAAGAGGAGAUUAAGACCUGGGGUACGGUGUUCCGAGAGCUCAACAAACUUUACCCAACCCAUGCCUGCAGAGAGUAUCUCAAAAACUUACCUUUGCUUUCUAAACAUUGUGGAUACCGGGAAGAUAAUAUCCCACAAUUGGAAGAUGUCUCAAACUUUUUAAAAGAGCGCACAGGUUUUUCUAUCCGUCCUGUGGCUGGUUACUUAUCACCAAGAGAUUUCUUAUCAGGCUUAGCCUUUCGAGUCUUUCACUGCACACAGUAUGUGAGGCAUAGUUCAGAUCCCCUCUACACCCCAGAGCCAGAUACCUGCCAUGAACUCUUAGGUCAUGUCCCCCUUUUGGCUGAACCUAGUUUUGCUCAGUUCUCCCAAGAAAUUGGCCUGGCUUCCCUUGGAGCUUCAGAGGAGGCUGUUCAAAACCUGGCAACGUGCUACUUUUUCACUGUGGAGUUUGGUCUGUGUAAACAAGAUGGGCAGCUAAGAGUCUUUGGUGCUGGAUUACUCUCUUCUAUCAGCGAACUCAAACAUGCACUUUCUGGACAUGCCAAAGUAAAGCCCUUUGAUCCCAAGAUUACCUGCAAACAGGAGUGUCUCAUCACAACUUUUCAGGAUGUCUACUUUGUAUCUGAAAGCUUUGAAGAUGCAAAGGAGAAGAUGAGAGAAUUUACCAAAACAAUUAAGCGUCCAUUUGGAGUGAAGUAUAAUCCAUAUACACGGAGUAUUCAGAUCUUGAAAGACACCAAGAGCAUAACCAGCGCCAUGAACGAGCUGCAGCACGACCUCGAUGUUGUCAGUGACGCCCUUGCUAAGGUUGGCGGGCAGCUGAGCAUCUGACUGUUGCCAGUCCUAAUCCUGAGAACAGCUGAGCAUCAAUUCAGAGGCCUGUGGGCCAACUCUUGCUUUUCUUAAAGAGUUGGUUGUGGAGGGACAGCAGCCAAACAAUAUUCUCUACUUCUAUUUCUCAAUGGAUCAUUAGUCUUUGAAAAUUUGUACCUGGAUACUCUAGCUACCACCUAUUUUUUUUUUUUUCUAACAUCUUUAGUGAAAUGUGAUUCAUAUACCAUACAAGUCAUUGACCACCUGUUUUUCACAGAGAAGUUGAUUGACCCAAUGGAUAGAUCCAGUCCCAGCCUGAUUCUAUUUUUUCCAAUCCUUCUUGAGUAAAAUGACCUUUCUGAUCACUUAAAAUACCUUAAUGUAUAUUAUGGAGCUGACCCAUAUUGUUACCUAAGAUCCUCUUAUUUCUGAAGUUUCUAACUUAUUGCUGAGUUUGUGCCAAGCUUGGUCACAUUCACAUGCCUAAACUUGAUAGACCAGCUGUCUCUGCUGCUAGCAUGAGCAAAGCGUAGAGGCCUUUGCACAUGAAACAUACCCAGUAAAGAGCAAGUAGUCUAGUUCAAGUGUAGUGUCUUGUGGGGAAAUAGUAGCAAAGUCUGGAAAGGUUGAUUGUGGUAUAAUUCUUGAGAUCAGGCUAAGAAUUUGGGACUUUUAUUUUGUAGCCACUAGGGAGUCCCUUCCAAGUGACUACCCUCCUUGAAACUCUUUCCUGUUGAUGGUGUUGCAUGAUGCUGGUUUUGUUUUAGAUUAUCUGUCCUACUCAUGGAGCUAUGGGGAACUUGGUGGGGGUGCCACUUGCA
Messenger RNA from Ceratotherium simum simum (southern white rhinoceros), 2214 nucleotides. It is a transcript of the gene TPH1, whose product is annotated as tryptophan hydroxylase 1. Lineage: Eukaryota; Metazoa; Chordata; Mammalia; Perissodactyla; Rhinocerotidae. Gene Ontology annotation, cellular component: neuron projection. Gene Ontology annotation, biological process: serotonin biosynthetic process; aromatic amino acid metabolic process. The record is from RefSeq and is a predicted model, not a curated record. Gene Ontology annotation, molecular function: iron ion binding; tryptophan 5-monooxygenase activity.